Messenger RNA from Trachymyrmex cornetzi, 888 nucleotides. RefSeq lists its product as uncharacterized. Gene Ontology annotation, cellular component: nucleus; transcription regulator complex. The record is from RefSeq and is a predicted model, not a curated record. NCBI's taxonomy places the organism in Eukaryota, Metazoa, Arthropoda, Insecta, Hymenoptera, Formicidae. Gene Ontology annotation, biological process: regulation of transcription by RNA polymerase II. The transcript has 6 exons. The coding region runs from base 1 to 888 and encodes 295 amino acids.
AUGGACGAUUCAUUAGAUCUGGUAAAUAUUUGCGGAAUUUGCGAGACUAUCGUGAACGAGGCUGAAAUAAUUAACCACUAUUGCGUAAUAGGAUAUCCGAAUAUUAUUGUGGAUGAUUCAAGAUACUUUUAUCCACAAUGUGAAAAUGGAGAUAUAAUACGCAAAAGUGUCCUACCAGGAGGGGUGGAAGGAAUUGUUUCUGAGUCUAGAAUAAUACAACAGAACACUGGCGAUCCCCAUUCCCAGGCGAUCACUUCUUUCCAUGUAUCUGGCGAUUUAGACGAAAGAUUGAUUGAAGAGGUGAGGAAGCAUGAGCCAUUAUAUAACUUCCGUUUGCCCCUUUCUCAACGUGGUCGAAAACAAACAAAGCAAUUGUGGCAAGAUAUUUCCAAUGAAUUAAAUGGAGAAAUAAGCGCUGAAGGUGCCGCAAAGUAUUGGAAAUCAUUAAGAGAUACCUUUAUGAAGAUAAUUGCUGAGGAGCGGCAGCCGAGUGGUUCCAGCAGAGUCCGACGUAAAAAGUGGCGUUUCUAUGAUCAUAUGUCCUUUGUUCGCGACACAUUGUUAAAUACACCAACAGUUUCAAACGAAAGCCAGCGACAAUCUUUUGCCGAAGAGGAUGUGUCAAGUGAUUCUCAACCAAGUAAAAGUUGCAAUAGAAGUUUAAAGGACUCUAUUGGACGAAUUGCUGAAGCUAUUAGUACUCCACUGCCAUCUGUGAAAUUGCCACCAAUACCUCAUAUCUCUGAAUUUGAUAAUUUUGGUGUAGUCGUGCCAAGCAAAUUAAAGAACCUUUCGAAAAGAAAAAGCAACACAAUGAUGUGCCAGAUUUUACAAUUACUUUGCAAUGCUGAAUUAGAAGAGAGUGAUUGUGGCAUGAAUAUGCAAUAA